GUGUAACAACAAGCGAUAUAAUUGUAUAACGUGCAAAUCGUUGGAUGAGUUUAGCUUCUUAUGUCGAUUAGUUACCAAUGUUGUCCAUAAUAGAGAGGUAGAGAGAAACGGUCUUCACAGAAGUGUAUGAUGGAAGUUUAAGUUGGCCUUUAAAGUAUAUCAGGAUACGAUUAAUAUGCAAUUUAUCAAUGGAGGAGUCGGCAUAUAAAACUCCAUCUCACUCACGACCAACUCAUAGAAACUCCGCUUCAAGUAGUGGUGCACGUAACAAUUCAUCAAAUAAAGCCCCUGUCUCUGAAAGACAACAGCUUCACCAAAUCCUUAGGCAACAACAGCUACAUACUACACCAAAAUCUGAUUUUGAAAAUUCAGUUAGAUUCAUCGAAUCGGGCGUUGAGUUGGCUGAAGUUUGUGUGACGCCGAAGAGCACCCGAAAAAGUUGUGAGAAACGACAUACUAGAGGCGAGACACCAUUGCACGUAACGAGUGUACAAGGCGAUUAUAAACAGAUCGUGAAACCUCUUCUUCGCCAUAACGUGGAUCCGGAGACAUCAACGAUAGACAGAAAAAGGACUACUGAUCCAUUGGUUGGGAAAACGAUUCGAAAAGCCACUUCCUCUCUGAAGACUUGCAGCAACGGUGAGUCAAACGUUAGCGAAACCACUGAGGCAGAAGUAGACGAAAGCCAAAAUAACAUCUCGUUACUAACUACACCGUCGCCGUCAGCUUCGACAUUACUGGACACUCCUCACAUACCAGUCGGUGGAAAUCGCCGACGCAGUUUAUUUAAGAUAUCCAGUCCCAAAGUAUUAGGAACUGACGUUGGCUUUACUGCCGGAGCAAGAAUGGCAUCCUCAGAGCAAUCCCAACAAAAUAAUGGGAACUCCAGCGGUAGUAGUCGAUCAGUUGGAGCCACUCAGCAACAACAACAACAGCAGCAGCAGCAGCAACAACAACAAGGCCAACAAACGAAUUCGGCUUCUUCAUCUUCAGCGGGUGGUCCUGGGUCGACAACUGGAAAUAGUAGUAGUGGUUCUGCCGGAGAGGAAGUAGGCGGAUCUUCAGCAGCAGCCAGUGCAAGCCCUAACAAUAGUCGCUUGAUUGGAUCUCGUCAAGCGAAAGAAGAUUCGCAAAUGUUUGCUGCUGGUUCUGGUGGAUCUUCCUCGGGAUCCUCAGAAGGGGCAACAGGUAUCUCUGGGAGGGCAGCUGAACCUCAGGGAAUAGAUGGAAGCCUCGCAAAUGCUAAGGGUGGUGACGAUGCUUCUGCUAUACCGUCUUCCGUUACUACAGCAGGAUCAGGGUCGGAUGAGGCCUCUGCUCCAUCUGUAUCAGCUACAUCCAGCCGUGGCAGUGGACAGGACAGUAGUUGUGAGCAGCAACAACAAGAUGGAAACAACAGCAGCACUUCAAGCAGAGGUGGAAACGGUCAGGGGCAAAUGGUUUUGACGGGAACCGGUUCCGAUGCGGUGACAGAUGGUGGCUCGUCUGGCGGUAACACCGGCGUUUCAGAUGAGGGAGUGGACGCGGGCACUGCGUUAUCAGCAGCUUCGGGAACUACUUUGGUCAUACCAGUUCAAGGUGGUGGCAUAAAUUCGUCCUCUGGUGGCCAAAAGAGUACAAGUUCAGAACAAGAGCAAAGGGCAGACGACGCCGGAGAAGCCAUGGACACCAGCGAACAACCCUCUUCAAAAGGUUCAUUUCACGGUGCCGGCAAAAAGCGUCGUAAAAGUUUCGAUAAAGACAAUAACUCUCCCGCAGCGACGGUAAGCGGAGCAGCUUCUUGUUCACUGUCGGAACCAAGUACUGUAGGAAGAUCUGAAAGAUCGGACCGUGCCAAAACGGAGCUAAUAAAGGCGGCUGCGCGUUCUCCAAGGCCGAAAAAACAGAAGGGCCGCAAGGAUAUAGAAAACAGGGGCGGUAGCGAAAAAGGAGAAAAAGAUGAUGUUAAUAACGGAAAAGCGGAGAAAGACACAGCUGCGUCUGGUAGUGGCGGCAAAAGUGAUAAGGGAGGCACAGAUACGAGGAAUGCCGUCUCAAUAGACAAAAACAAUAGCGACAACAAAGGAUCUGCAGAUAAAUCUUCUGGGGCAACUUCUGAAAAAAGCAGUGACAAGAACAGCGCUAGUAGCGGAGGUAAUGGUGAAAGUACUAGCGCCGAAUUAAGCAGCGCCAGCGCUGCGAACUCUGGAGUGAGUAGUGGACCUCCUGGUAUUGCUGCAGGUGGAAAGGCGGCAGAACGAAGCGACACCAGUAGCGGAAGCAAUAAAAACAAUAAUAGUAACAAUAAUAACAGCAAUGGCACUAAUAACAAUACUACUAACAGUAGCAAUAUCACUAUCAACAGUAGCAAUGCCAAUGCCAGCAGCGGAAGCGAUCACGAAGGAGGUGAUAAGGACAGCAUUGCAUCGGGUGACUUAAAGGUGCCGCCAUUAAAGAUUGUCCUGCCGCCGAUGUCGUCUGCUUCAGGUGGAGAAAAAGAAAGCAAUUCAAAUGAUGUUUCUGCCACUGUACCGAAUUCAGCCAAAGCCAAACAGUUACCUUACAUUGUCAACAGCCCUAUUCCUGGUAAUUCUCCACAACCAGCAAGUCCGGCGGCCAAUUCACCUCUCGAAACGAAGGAAUGGCGAGAAGAAAGUAAACGGGUAACGCGAAGUAGUCAGAGGGCCCAAAUACAUGACAGUAACAACAACGAUGAGGAUGAUGCACCGGCCCCAUCCAGCGGUAAAACGCACCCUCGAAAACGCAAAAUUCGUAACACUCGUGGCUCAGCUGCAGCAAGUAAUAGUGGUCAGAGAGAAUCCGCUCGAAGUACAGGAGCUACUCAGAACAAUGCUGCCGGUAACAGUAUUAGCGGCGACAAUCGAGGAAGCAGUAAUGCUGACAAAACAUCAACUUCACUUAACGACGAAGAGGCCUUGGAGCUGCUUCCCCCUCCUGAAAAGGAUUACUUUGGAGAACCAUCGACAAUGUUCAAUCCGUACGAAGCCCUCAAAAACAUCCGUCGUGCUGUAGACAAACGACGGGCAGCCCAAAUCAGUGCGGAGAUUCGACCGAAGAUGCCGUUUAGCUUUAAGGAUUAUCUAUUGAACAAAUGCACGUAUGCAUUGGAGGGCAACCCGGCGUCUCGUCAAGGAAUUGAGAUGUCACCUCCGCCAUGCGGGCUUUCGGCUCCUCUGAGAGACUUAUUUGUAGAACAAGAAACUGCACGUUAUCAGCUGCGCCUACAACAGCUCAUGGAGCGCGACAAAUUGGUGCUCGCAGCUGAGCAGGAGAUUCUUCGUGUAAAUGCUCAUGAAGCCCGAGCUGCUGCUGGUCAGACGAUUCCGCUAUCGGUGACUACAGUACUGCGCGAUAUGGAAAUAUACAACACUCUUGAUCCUGAGUCAAACUUAUAUAACCCGCGGACAGGAAUGACCGCAGCUAACCCUCUUCUCGAUAACAAUGUAAAAGAUCCCAGCAGGUACAAUAAUGGUCGAUUAUUCAAAUCGUGGUUGCAGGAUACUGACGAUAAAUGGGAACGCGAGAAAGAAUCACUUCUUUUGAGGCAUCAUAGUGAGGCAGAAGCACUACGGGCGGUACAAACCAUGGACUGGACUUGGAAAGCGAAAGAAUGUAUUCCGGCAACCCCAGAUAGCCAAGGGGAUUCAAAGAGUGAUGUCAAAGCUGACGACAAGGGCGUUACCAGUGACAAAGAACGAAACGGCGGUAGUGAAAAGGACAAGCACAACUUGGAACGCAAUCUAGCACUUGAUCUAAACCUCUGCGUUCCAAUGGUGCACGUCAGUGAUGAUUUUGAUCUUUUGCCAUCGUAACUAUUCGCCGGGAACAAAACAAACUGUAUUCUAGAUAGAGCUCAAAAGGAACAGUAGCAACGCGGAAAAGUCAGCAUCGUAAUGUCCUAACACAGUCAUGCACGACAGAUAGAUGCAUUUUAUAGGAACGUAAUGAAGAACAUAAUGAAAAGGUAGAUGGCACAUGUAAUGGCAUAAUGUGCUAAUACGGGUACUAUUGACAAACGAGAUCCAGUGCUGAAGGACGACAUGGACUAACGCGCUUUUUAUGUGUUUGCUUCAUAGAUUGGAUCUUGCGAUUGAUACAAUAUAUUAAAUUAAUGUGACAUUUUACUGUAUAUCUGAUGUUGGCACACUAAUGUGGAAUCAUACAUUAGACUCUAGGGAAUUUAUUAUUAGAAAUGUGUAUUAUGGAAAGUAAAUACGUGAGCCAUACAUUAAGUAGGUGGGUCCAAAUAUCUGAAUAUACCAGAUACAAAUUGUGUAUAGCUUGUGAAUAUAGAAGAUUAUUAUUCGUAGGUAACCUGGAAUAAUCCUAUUGGUAAUGGGAAUAUAAUAAAAAUACAUGUCAUAUGUAAAAAUGGCUGUUACUACUUAUCUGUAUGAUGCCAGUCAGUCGAUCCCUCUGAAGUAAACAUCAAUAGUUAGGUAUUUGACAAAAAAAUUCGAUUCCAGUACGUGAAUUUGUACAGCUGCAUUUCUGUUAAGGCAUGCAGAACGAGAGUAGAAUAGACCCAAAUGAUCGUCCUUAGAAUUCGAAAUACGCAUCAGUAACUUCUUUUAAAAAUAGUUUUCUAGGCCAUUCAUUAUAACGAACAAUAUCAUGUGUUGAAGAAAUGACACGAAGUACUCUAAUUUACAAGUAUUUAACUGAUCUAAACAGCGUUUCAUAGCUAACACUUAGCUGAUCGUUCUAUAGCAAGCCUCAUACGGCCAUAUAGUAUAGUUCGAAAAAUCUGUAAGAAGAGAGGAUUCAAUACCAUC
Messenger RNA from Varroa destructor (honeybee mite), 4775 nucleotides. RefSeq lists its product as uncharacterized. Gene Ontology annotation, molecular function: protein binding. The record is from RefSeq and is a predicted model, not a curated record. Gene Ontology annotation, cellular component: nucleoplasm. NCBI's taxonomy places the organism in Eukaryota, Metazoa, Arthropoda, Arachnida, Mesostigmata, Varroidae.